Messenger RNA from Bicyclus anynana (squinting bush brown), 10171 nucleotides. RefSeq names its product solute carrier family 12 member 4 (gene kcc). The transcript has 22 exons. Gene Ontology annotation, molecular function: potassium:chloride symporter activity. Lineage: Eukaryota; Metazoa; Arthropoda; Insecta; Lepidoptera; Nymphalidae. Bases 976 to 4311 code for a protein of 1111 amino acids. Gene Ontology annotation, biological process: chloride ion homeostasis; chloride transmembrane transport; potassium ion import across plasma membrane. The record is from RefSeq and is a predicted model, not a curated record. Gene Ontology annotation, cellular component: membrane.
UAAUAUAAAAUGACGUUUCUCCCGUGUAUCAUUUAAUCAAUAUAAAAUCUGUGGUACAAUUUGAAUAACUAAGUUUCAUAGAACUGCAAAAGAAAAAAAAACGAAUUACUGGCUUAAUUAAAAGUAUUGAAUGGACUUAAGCCGGGAAACUUGGCGAUAAAAUGUAAAGUCGCUGUCAUCGCCAGAUUUCUCCAAUUCCCUACCGUUUGUAUAACCGUUUUUCUCAAUAGUAAUUACGAUUGGAAUUCGCAUUUUCAAUGAUUUUAUUAUCAUAUUUGAUUAUAAAUAUAUAGAACUAUCCCAGACAAAGUUUGAAACCCAAACAGGAUUCCUAAGCGUCUUCUACUUACUAUUAAACCAGUAUAAUCGUUCUAGAACAUUUUUUGUCUACUUGUUUUUAGUAGUCUUGAACUUCAAAUCUUGUGAGUUAUUUUUACGAUCACUUGGCAAACUUUUUGUGUUUACAUGAUUCAACAUACCAGUCGAAUAUAAAAACUUGGAAAUUUAUAAUAAAACCCAAAAAGCAAUACCGAGAACAAAAACGAAGAGCUCACUAGUAUCGCAACUUAAACGUACACUUAAUCUAUCUAAAACAAACACGCAGUCACACAUCCUUAUUUACCAUAAAAAUUCAUGUUUUUUUAAAUAGUUUUAUGUCAAUAGAGUAUAGGCUAUUUGCCUACAUUAUUAGUCAUGUAGGAAUCACUCAUCGCUCAUUAUCAUCCAAAAUAUAACGUACUGUUGACGGGAGUGGUCGGUGAUAGUGUGACUCUUGAAAUACAUUGGGUCUUCACUGUGAUGACAUUUGGUCACUUUUAUAGUGUGGCAUCGUUUGAAUUUGGUCAUUAGUCUGGCAAAGUUUUAAGUAUCAAAUAAGUCAGAUCCUUAUGUGGCACUCGAACAUUAUUCAAUAAGUAAUGACCGUCGGCUCGAUCGUCGCGUAAGUCCGGACGAGGUCGGUCCCUGCGUGCGAGCAUGUCGGCCGAGAAGGAGAAAAUGGCCGCCGAAACCAAGUCGCCCUCCAACAAGAGCAACUGCACCUCGCCUGGAAAGAAAGGUGACACCGACGAACAUGGCCUGCCGAAGGAUAAGGACAAAGGCUGCGACACCACUCUAUAUCUAUAUCAUGAGGAAAUCGAAGACAGACCCCGAGCGGCUACAUUCCUCAGUUCCCUGGCAGACUAUUCGAACACCAUCCCCACGGCGUCCACGGCGGAUCCAGAUGCGCCCAAGCCAGCGCCCCCGGCCCGCAUGGGAACCCUCAUCGGAGUGUAUCUCCCCUGCAUACAGAACAUCUUCGGCGUGAUCCUCUUCAUCCGCCUCACGUGGGUGGUGGGCACUGCUGGCGCUAUCCAGGGCUUCUUGAUCGUGCUUGUAUGCUGUUGUACGACCAUGUUAACAGCGAUAUCAAUGUCGGCGAUUGCAACGAACGGUGUGGUGCCCGCAGGCGGGUCGUACUUCAUGAUCGGUCGAUCGUUGGGACCAGAGUGUGGAGGCGCAGUCGGUAUGCUCUUCUAUACAGGAACCACUCUAGCAGCUGCUAUGUAUAUCGUUGGUGCUGUUGAAAUCGUACUGACCUAUAUGGCUCCGUGGAUGUCCAUCUUUGGUGAUUUCACAAAGGAUCCAGAUGCUAUGUAUAACAAUUUCCGCGUUUACGGAACGGGCUUACUGUUAAUUAUGAGUAUGGUGGUCUUUGUUGGAGUUAAGUUCGUCAACAAAUUCGCAACAAUAGCACUGGCUUGUGUAAUACUUUCCAUUUCUGCUGUCUACGCCGGUAUCUUUGUGAACUUCAAUGGAAACGAUAAACUUCAGAUGUGUGUACUUGGAAAACGCUUACUAAAGGACAUAAAUAUAAACAAUUGCACUAAAGAUGUCGGAGGUGAAUUGCAUCAACUGUUUUGCCCGAAUAACACGUGUGACCCAUAUUAUCAAACACAUGAAGUUAGCGUAGUACAAGGAAUCAAGGGCUUAGCCAGCGGAGUGUUUUUCGAUAAUUUGCAAGAUUCAUUUCUGGAACUUGGUCAAUACAUAGCAUAUGGCAAGGAACCGGAUGACAUAGAACAAAUGGAAAGGCCUACUUACAAUCAAAUAUACGCCGAUCUUACAACUACCUUUACUAUAUUGAUUGGGAUAUUCUUCCCAUCUGUGACAGGUAUUAUGGCCGGGUCCAAUCGUUCUGGAGAUUUAGCAGACGCACAAAAGAGUAUACCCAUCGGAACCAUUGGAGCUAUCCUAACGACUUCGACUGUUUACUUGUCUUGUGUACUACUCUUUGCUGGAACUGUAGACAACUUGUUGCUGCGUGACAAAUUUGGACAAUCUAUUGGUGGUAAGCUUGUCGUAGCUAACAUGGCGUGGCCUAAUCAAUGGGUCAUUUUAAUUGGCUCAUUCUUAUCUACACUGGGCGCUGGACUACAAUCAUUAACUGGUGCCCCACGUCUGCUCCAGGCGAUCGCUAAAGAUGAGAUUAUACCAUUCCUUGCUCCUUUUGCUGUUUCGUCUAGCCGAGGAGAACCCACAAGAGCUUUACUGUUAACUAUGGUUAUCUGCCAAUGCGGGAUCCUUCUUGGUAACGUUGAUAUCCUUGCGCCACUGCUCUCGAUGUUUUUCCUUAUGUGCUACGGAUUCGUCAACCUCGCCUGUGCUUUACAAACACUUUUGAAAACACCCAACUGGCGACCAAGGUUCCGUUACUACCAUUGGUCUCUAUCUCUUGCUGGUCUGGUCCUAUGCAUCUCCAUCAUGUUUAUGACGUCAUGGUUUUAUGCUUUGAUUGCUAUGGGCAUGGCUGGCCUCAUUUAUAAAUACAUCGAAUACCGAGGUGCUGAGAAAGAGUGGGGCGAUGGUCUACGAGGAUUAGCGCUUUCAGCAGCGCGUUACUCCUUGUUGCGUCUUGAACAGGGACCGCCACAUACUAAGAAUUGGCGACCACAAGUUCUUGUACUCGCUAAACUGAAUGAUGAUUUAAAUCCAAAAUACCGCAAAAUGUUGGCUUUUGCCAGUCAACUUAAAGCUGGUAAAGGUCUAACAGUAUGUGUGUCUGUACUGGGUGGCGAUUUCACAAGACGUGCGGGAGAGGCCAGCACGGCAAGGCAAAACUUACGUAAAUGCAUGGACGAAGAAAAGGUCAAAGGAUUCGUAGACGUCCUAGUAUCUCACAGUAUUGCCGAUGGCUUAAGUCAUUUCGUUCAAACAACCGGAUUAGGUGGAUUGAAACCGAACACCGUAAUCGUAGGAUGGCCUUACGGGUGGCGACAAUCUGAGGAUGACCGCACUUGGCAAGUGUUCUUGCACACCGUUCGCACGGUAACCGCAGCCAGAAUGGCUAUGCUUGUCCCUAAAGGGAUCAAUUUCUUCCCAGAUUCCACUGAAAAGGUUUCUGGUAACAUAGAUAUUUGGUGGAUUGUUCACGACGGAGGGAUGUUAAUGUUAUUACCGUUCUUAUUAAAACAAACUCGCACCUGGAAGAACUGUAAAAUGCGUAUUUUUACCGUCGCACAAAUAGAAGACAAUUCUAUACAAAUGAAAAAAGACCUCAAAAUGUUCCUCUACCAGCUACGUUUGGAAGCGGAAGUCGAAGUCGUUGAAAUGACUGAUAGCGAUAUAUCAGCUUACACUUACGAACGUACCUUGAUGAUGGAACAACGCAAUCAGAUGUUGCGAGAACUCAGACUUAACAAAAAGGAGUCUCUUGGAAUGAUGCAAAAUUUGGUGGACUAUCAUGAACAAAAUGCUGAGGAGAAGUUGCCUUUGGUUCAAGCAAUAGUGGAUCACCACCAUGCGGAUGUUAAGACCGCCAGCAAAGUUCGUUUCGCUGAACCAGGUGCCGAGCCUCUGCCUGAUGAUGCACCAUCGCCCCCUCUGGCGGAAAUGGAUGAGAAGGAUAAAGAUGAUAAGGACGACUUUCGAAGUAGUUUGUUGCACAUAAUCGAUUCAAUGUGGGACUCGCCCGAUGAACGCUCGCAGUGUGAGUCGCCCAGCGCGCCCAACGACGCCGACAAGCACAAGGAAGGCAAUCCCAACGGCGACGCGCUCAACCACAAGGCCAACGGCAACGCCAACGUGCCCACCAUCACCCCUGACGAGGGCACAGUCCGGCGCAUGCACACUGCCGUGAAGUUGAACGAGGUGAUCGUGUCGCGCUCCCACGACGCACAAUUAGUUAUACUCAACCUGCCGGGCCCGCCGCGAGACACCAAACUUGAACGGGAAUCCAAUUAUAUGGAGUUCCUGGAAGUCCUCACCGAAGGUCUCGAAAAGGUGCUGAUGGUGCGCGGCGGCGGCCGCGAGGUGAUCACCAUCUACUCGUGAACGAGCUCGCCGCUACCUUCCCUCAGCGAUAUCGCUACAUUUGUUCAAAGUCUCUUUAUUAGACUCUGGGUGGAAACGCUCGCGUUGCGUGCUCUUACAAAAGUCUGUGUGAUUUGUUCGUAAUUUCGUACUCUGUUUGAAAAUCGAACGUUUUCGAGAAUUUCGAGUUCGCGUCUUGUUGUUCGUCGACUCGGACCGUGUUGACUAUUAUAUUUUAUAAUUCGUUUGUAAUAUAUUAUUAUAUUUUCUUACGGUUACUAAAGUUAUAUAUUAAUGUUUGUUUGACAUGUAAAUGUUAGAUUAGAUCAAAAUAUUCAUACAUUAUUUUUUUGAAAAAUAAUUAUUUACUGUUGUAUACAUAGACAUACAUAUGUUUGAAAAACUUGUGUGAACCUAACGAGCCUUAACCUAGGUUAGCUCCGAAUUUCGUUGUUAUUAUUUAGAUUAGCGAUACUAAGUAAGUGUGAAUUAUUCUAUUGUUACCGUAAAGCUGUAACGAUUUACUAUGACUCUUCGAUUUUACUUUUUUAUAUAAAUGUUGAAAAAUUGUAGACAAUUUACAACCGUUUACAAUCAUGGAACGUUUUAUCUAAAUUAAAUCAACUUUGUAAAUAGUUAUUUUGUUCUAAGAAUAUUAUGUCUGCUCAAGUUAAAAUAUACCAUGGACUGAAGAUUGGUGACAUUUAAAUAAAAUUUUUACUUCUGAAAUCAUCGUAGAGACUAGUCUAGUCAUUAUCCGAAAUUUGAAAAAUCGAAAAAAAAUAUCUUUUAAUUAUACCUAUUGACUUUUUUAUGUAGGUAACUUCUUUAGUUCUAUCAUUCAAACCAUUAAUAAAUAAUGAGUGAUUAGAUAUACUAUAAUUUUUUUUUUAUUAAAUUAUGCGAAUAAUUAAUUUGGCUUGUCCUGUUAGAAUCAAUCUCUAAACUAGAAAAUUAUUGCGCACAUACGCGUAGUUAACUAGAUGAUUUUUUACUGUGAUCAUUAUAUAAAUAAAGAUUAUGUUAUCUGUAAUAAUUAUUACAUAACACCGUCAGCUUAGGUACGGGUGAUUUAUUCUUAAGAGAAUUAUAAUUCUUCUUAUAAAACUAAAUUAAAUAAAUAAUUAUGAUGAGGACAGAACUUCACAUUCCUUGUCAACAUUCUAGCUUUAAGGCCUAAGUUUAAGAUUAUUAGAAUAAUUUGAUAUAGAUAAUAAAUAAUUAUAAUAAUGUAGAGAAACUCUCAUUGUGGUCAAUAUAGAUAAGGAUGCUUUAUCACAACUUAAAAAUAUUGAGAUUUCAUGGUGAUAGACGCACCGGUCUACGCAACACAUAAAACAUUGACAUUAUUAGUUAUGGACGUACGCUAAAACUUGCGCGGGUUUACGCAUACUACUUUUGUCGUACGUGAGGUUAAUUUUAUUCGCAGAAAUACCAAACCAGUGGAGUAUGCCUUUCUAGCGUUCGGCGGAAUGAAUUGCGUUUAGCAAAAAAAAUAACAAACAUACAAAAGAUGAAAUAUAAAACAGCUAUUGGUAAAGUUUCUUUACUAAAAGGACAUGCAGAUGCUUUUAAAUGAAAUCAUUUUUUGGAAAUUGUAAUGACUAAAAUAUCUUGAACUGCGUGGGAUGGACUGUAACAGCAGAGGAAUGAAUCCCAUCGACGGCUGCGUUAUUACUACAGUCUACCCAUAGCAUAUACUUGUCACCGCGUACCGCUUCUCAAACUAUUAUACCUACAUUUAUACGCAACACAGUCUUGACGCUAAAGCGUUAGCUUUUCCCAUUAUCUGGGGCCUUCUGAGCAAGUUUUAGCGUAGAUGUUUAUUCGAAAUAGAGCCUGAUUUUGGCGUAGUUGUAUGUUAACAAGAAUACUUGGAAUUUUAUGACGUCAACUUUGAACAUUAAUAACAACUUGAUGUCAUAAUUGUUGUUACGGUUUGAAUAUCUUACCAAUGAAGGGUCGUGACGUGAAUAGAGAAGUGGACAAUUUAUUUAACCUAAUAACAGAAUUUAUUACAAAAUUAUAACGAUAAUUUCCCCUAUUAUUAUUAUUGAAUCAGAUAAACAGUUUUUAGGAUUAGGCACUAUUAAUUAAAAUUUCUAAAUUUAAAUAAAACUGUAAGCACACAGUUGGUGUACCACUUUUUUGUUCGAAAUUUUGUUAAUAAAAGAAAGGAGAGUAAAUUUUACACAAAUUUAAAGUGUGUUAGGUUACUGUCAAGUAGAAUUCAGUGUUGUAAUUUCCUAGUCCCUAAGCGAUUAGACUUUGUUUAAAAAAAACACUUCAUUCGGAUUCAUAAACACUAGGUGAUUAGAUCGGUUGAAAAAUAGAUUCUAAGUUUAGUGCAUGAUAUCACUUUUACGAUUCCUAGAUUCUAAACAUAAAAUAGAAUAGUGGUUAAAUCCUGUCAUUAUGAUGGUAACGCAUUUAAGAUUGAUUAUCUCUACAUAGGUUAAAAAUACAAUCGACUGUAAGCCUACGCAUUUAGAUAUUCAUUGCGUAGGUAGUUAGUAAGAUAUCUACCUACAUUUCGCAACUUUCAGUUUCAGUACAGGUACUCACCUAAAGUAAUAUCCCAACUAAUAUUAUAAAUGCGUAAUAUACAAUGAACAUACAUCCUGUAUUUCCACAGGAGAAUUAUGUGGGUUAGGAGUCACUGUGGAUAAAGUAUAUUAACUAGUUAAGAUCCUGUUUGAAAUAAUAGUCAAGAAACUUCCAAUCUAGGGGUAUAAAAUUCAUCUGAAUAACAGCAAACUCGUAUACACUAAAUCGAUUUUAAUAUCACUUUAAUUUUCUCAGUAGGUUAUGUGUUGAAUUGGAACAUUAGCGUAUGCUAAUUAGGAUACUAUGUAUGUUGAAUUGGAAAAUUAGCGUAUGCUAAUUAGGAUACUAUGUAUGUUGAAUUGAAAAUUAGCGUAUGCUAAUUAGGAUAUUAUGUAUGCUGAAUUGGAAAAUUAGCGUAUGCUAAUUGUGUAUGUGUUAGAAAAAAAUUAUCAAUCACAAAAUCUACAAUCUCUGUAAAUAGUGGGUACACUGGAACUGCAAUUGUUGUUCUUAUUUCUAUCUUAGAAUUGUAUUUUCUAAGCGCAAAUCGAAAAAUAACAGUUAAAAAUUUAGUAUAAGCGAGUAUGAAAUAAUAUAAGCAUUAUUGCUUGAAGAUGUGAUAAAAUCGGCGGAGUCAUAUAUCACUCAUGAAAAAUGUGAUAACUCUCGUGAAAAGUUGGCCUUUUGUGAAUUUAUACGCACGAUACUUUAGAUAUAUCGUCUACUGCCAAAAAUUAAAAUUCCUUAAGUGAAGGCCACACUAAGGCGUCCUGAUGUUUGCAAACUCUAUAAGGUUUCCUAAUAGACGCGCAUUUGUUUGGUCGUGAUUGGUUCGACACAGGGAGACUUACGCGCGGGAACAGAUUUGACAUCUUGGCGUAGCCUUUGCUCUAUAAAGAUUGUAUUCCCCUAUGAAAUUAGAAGUUAAAACCUUAUCAUGUUAUUAACCUGAAAUUGUGGCGGUAAGCUUGAUAAUUCUUUUACGAGACUAUGUAAAAUUAACCUCACCAAUAAGCCUAAGAAGCCCACCACGACAUAAUGUCUCGACACAACUAAAGACAAAUUUCGACCAAUGGCGGCUCCAUCGAAAAUAUUGCUCUUUUCAUUUCAAUAAGACGAAAGAGAGAGAGUGCUAUUUUCGAUUAUCUGAUGCUAUUAGUCGACAUUUGUCUUUCUCUCUUCUCGAUCUCGAAAAUUGGCAUAGUGCGCAUCUCUAGGCCUACUAUACGAUACAGACAGAAACUGAAGAGUCAAUAAUAAUAAUAAUAGUAGUAGAACAAAACACCUUGUUAGGGUACAAGGUGGUUUGUUCUACUAUUUUAUUCUACCUACCCACAACAAACUACUGUGGGUAGGUAGUAUAAAAAAAUGUGAAUGCACAAUCACAGUAAAAUCUCUACCUACCAGAUAUUAUUUACCACACCUAAGUACCUACUUAUAUGGGAAUUAUCCAGGAUCAGAAAAUAACUGCCGUAUAAUUAGAAUGUAGAUAGAAGUACAAUAUGAAAUUUGAUACUAUGGAUGUUUGAUGAACAGUAAAAAGUGGAUAUAUAGGUAGGUACUAGAACAAAGGGCUGUAUCAAUUAAUUACUUGCAUGUAUCGCCUGACCAGAAAAGUAAAAAAGUCGCCAUGUUGCGGAAAACAAAGGAACUAAUUUCUUCUACUGACAUUCUUAGCACAGACGGUUAAAACUGCUUGUGGCGCCCUCAAUCAAAGUUUUUACUGGUCAGGUUUUUGACAUCAGUAGCUACUCAAAUUGUCAGUAGCGCAAUCAGCAUAUUUCCCAGUAUGUAAGAAUGCAAGAAAUGUUUGCAUUCGUAAGUAUGUAGAUAUUUGUGUCGUUAUUAAUUAAUUUGUUGAUUAAUACCGUGAUAUGUUGUGUGAUCUUCAUAAUUGAAGGGUACUUGUGGUUUGAGUAAACAGAGUUCACUUAAUAUGAUUAAGUAAAAUACUUUAUAAAUUGCGACAUAUAUAAACUGACUAUAAAAAUAUAAAUAACAUGCAUAUAAUAUUAUUGUAAAUGAGUUAUUUUCAUCACAUAGUGAUAUAAAAUUGCAGAUUCAUUAAAAUAGAUAACAUAUCUUCAUUUAAACAUUGCAUAGCCAUAACAUUGAAAUUUAUUUAUAAAUUUGUACUUAUAGAACUAUUUAUGUCUAUCAAUAGGCACUGAAAUAAUAUUUAACUACCUACAUACUUAUUUAUUAAAUAUCCUAUUACCCCAAAAGAGAUAUGCUUAGGUACAUAAAUAAGUAAACUAUACAGAUAUGAGUAUUUACACAUUUUUAUUUAAGCUUAUCUCUGAAAAUUUGUAAAGAAAAUAAUUAAUUUGUGGAAUAUAUUAUUUAAUUAACUACUCAUAGAAAUUAUUUACUUAAAAAAAUGCAAAACACCCAAAAAUUGCAAUAAUUUGCAAAUACAUAAAUAAAAGAUAAUCACAAACGAUCAUUUUUCGAAAAUAAGUAGGUACUUGUGCCAAAUACCAUAAUUAUAUUUGGUUCGUUGUAUUUACUAAGAACUUAGAGUAACUAAAAAUUAAAAGAAAAUUUUCAGUAAUGCUUUGGUACUUGUAUCAGAUGUAGCUCUUGUACUAUUUCAUAGGUGAGCUAUCACCACAGAACACAUAAGGUGUCACAUAUGUGUAGUUAGAGAUCGUGAAAAUGCACCUUUAGUUACUUGUACCUCAGAAAUUCAAAUAGUAUAAACUCGUGUUCGAAUUUUCAAUCUUCAUAAAGAAAACUAUGUAGAAUGUAACUUAAAAAGUAAACAUAAUUUAUAAUAUUAUAUAAUGUACCUAACUCUAUCGAGUGUCUUGUAAUUUAAUAAUAAAAUGUCUAUUUUAGAUUUUAGGCUGUGAGCCAGCGUUAACAAAUACAUUAAAAUUUAAUAAUUCAAGCUAGAGUUGCUGUGAUACACCUUUCGGCUAUACUCGUAAAAUAUAGAUAAUUUACUUAUCCGGAUACGGCUUUUGAGCAAAUGGAUUGGCAAUAACGCCAUAGUUAAAACUGUGAUUUCAGCGAAGUGGAGUUACGGUUCCACUUUUCAUUUCGCUUCAAACACAAAAGAAAACCAAUCCACCUAUCAAAAAAUACGGAAUACCUAGGAACUAAGACCUAAGUAUCUGUAAUUUCACUAGAUUUUUUUUUAAUUGAUUUUUUGGUUCUACUUAUCCUGUCGAAGAAUAAUUAAGAGUUUUAAAAUUGUGACAAUUAUUGUCUGAUAAAUUAUUAAAAUAAUUAAUUAUUCAAAUAACAAUUCUAGCGAAUUAGUGAAACUGAGUAUUUUAAGUGAAAAGAUGUUAUGAGUAAAAUAAUAAAAUAAAUUAUAAUUCCAUGA